CUAACCCCUCUAAAUAAACCCCAUUCAAGAUUCAACUUCCUUUGUUCUUUCUUGUUCGGCCCACCAACCAAUUUUCAAUUCUUUUUCCCCAACUUUCAAAUCUCACUAACCCACCCACUAUUUUGCUCUUCUCCUUCGAAAUCAAAGCUUACCCAGAUUGAGCUGAAUAUUAGUUUUAUUCGGAUCUGUUUUUCUGGGCAAAAGGGCUGUUUUCUUUUUCACGAUUUGUUGAACAAAAUCAAAUCGAAUGGGUAAUGAAGGAAAAGUGUUAACUUUGGCCGAUGUUUCUGAACACAACUCUUCUAAAGAUUGCUGGCUUGUUAUCAGUGGAAAGGUAUAUGACGUGACCAAGUUUUUGGAAGACCAUCCUGGUGGCGAUGAGGUGCUGUUGUCUGCCACAGGAAAAGAUGCAACGGAUGAUUUUGAGGAUGUGGGUCACAGCAGCACUGCUAGAGCUAUGAUGGACGAGAUGUACGUUGGUGACAUUGAUACUGCUACUAUCCCAUCCAAGGUUAAAUACACACCACCAAAACAACCACAGUACAACCACGACAAGACUCCAGAGUUCGUAAUCAAGAUCCUUCAGUUCCUAGUCCCCCUCUUAAUUUUGGGUUUCGCUGUUGCCAUGCGCUAUUACACCAAGCAAUCAUCCGAAUAAACUAUAAGGCGUACUCCUUCUGAGAAAACAAAGAUGAUCUUCUAUAAGAAAGUAGUAUAUAUGGAUAAUGGAGCCACUUCCUACCAAUUAACAAAUGUCUCUUCACAGAGAUUAGCAGGAUAUGUACUUUAAUUUCUUCAGCUUCUUAUUUUGUGUUUCUCAUCUCCUUUCCUUCCCCCCUUUCCCCCAAUUUUUCUGUGUGAUUUGAAAGUAUAAGUAAUUUGUAUUCCGGAAUCUAUUACCACACCGUCUGAGCUAUAAACUUCAGGUCCUUGGAAACAUCAA
Molecule: messenger RNA, 943 nt
Organism: Spinacia oleracea (spinach)
Lineage: Eukaryota; Viridiplantae; Streptophyta; Magnoliopsida; Caryophyllales; Amaranthaceae
Product: cytochrome b5
Exons: 3
Coding region: 248-658 (136 amino acids)
Cellular component (GO): intracellular membrane-bounded organelle; membrane
Molecular function (GO): heme binding
Source: RefSeq, a predicted model, not a curated record